UUUCGAUUGCGAUUUACCUGACAAAUGUUGUGCAGCCUCGUAUCACUCGACACAUGUAAUUCACAUGUUUUGGAAUUCUUCUUACAGUUUUGGAAGAGGAAUUUGUAGAAGGUCUGAUUAACGAUCGAUCAUUGCGCUGUUACCGUCCAUAUAUCGAUAAUUAAGUACAGAAACGUACUGCAUCGCGCAACAGGAAUCUCUGGCUUUUGGGAUGUGAAAAAUUACAUGCAUGGCCUGUGUUUGUUGAUUAAGCCUCCAUUGGCGUUGAACCCGCUUCUACCGGUCCUUCGGACAUCUUACCUUUUGAGGAAGUGAUUACGCCGCGGAUUUUAUAUGGAGACCAGUACCGUUGGCAUAUUUUUCGGCGUUUGGGCAGCAGUUACCGUAUUGAUUGUGUUGGGAUGCAAACUAUUCGCACGCUAUUGCUACAGCCGAUGGGGUGUCCGUGCAAAUGGCCAUCCGGAAGCGGGCGCAACAACGAAUAAUAUUACCAUCGUAAUCAACGGCGUACCCAACGACACCGGUUCUACCGGUAAUUCCGGUCUCCACUCUCCGGAAGUAACGCGGAGAAUGCGUUUGUUGAACGCCAUGCACCAUCGUCUCCACCGGCAGCGCUCGCAGUCUCUCUCCGCCGUUGACACCGUCCGGCUUCCGCCCGGAGCGACGGCAGGCCAGUCUAGCCAUAACAGAAACCGCCGCCGCUGGGGCGAGGCGCGUCAGAUCAACGAACUGCCACCCACGUACCAAUUGGCUGUGUCACAUCCGUCCAUCUAUCGGCCUCGCAAAUCCGUGCCGUGUAUCUUUGAGCGACAGGAAACCAUCCCGCCGCCUCCGCAUUACGAUGAUUUACAAAUUGACACAUCGUUUUCUGUUGAUCUCCGGGUAUCCGUUGAUCAGCUGGAUAGCGGCGGGGCGGCUCUUUCGCAUAAUUUGUCCGUAUCCGCGCCAAACCUUUUCGAAUCGCCGGCCACUUAAUUAUGCAUGCUUAUCAAUGCGUAUUGUAUUUAAUGUUAUGUAUGAUAUUAUUUAUUACGUCAAUAAAUGAUUCUUGUAUCUUUUAUUGUCGUUAUCUGUCACAGACUCUCAGCGGCUAUACUAUCGAGUUACUUGCACGCAACAGCUGCAUGAUAUUAUAAGUAAUAAAAAUGAUUUGGUGGAUGUUUAUUGUUCCGAACAAAUUAAACUGAUGUUUUUCUAAAAGAAGCAGGCACUGGGUUGCAGUAAAUAGAAAAAAGACUCAUCUUGCAGUAAAUAAAGAAUAAACAGGAAGCUUCG
Molecule: messenger RNA, 1275 nt
Organism: Paramacrobiotus metropolitanus
Lineage: Eukaryota; Metazoa; Tardigrada; Eutardigrada; Parachela; Macrobiotidae
Exons: 3
Coding region: 334-975 (213 amino acids)
Source: RefSeq, a predicted model, not a curated record